AUGUCUUUCACUUCCUCGCUUCCCAGCAGCACUGCAACCUCCGCAUCUACCUCAACACCAACAUGUAUUCGUGUAAAGCCCGAUAAGAACGGUUAUGUCCCAGAAUGGGCCUGCGAUUCUAAUUACAUGUACUAUCCUUCAUUCACCGCCGCAAUUGUAUUCUCCGUUGCCUUUGGCGUGUGCCUCCUCGUCCACAUCUUCCAAGCAUUCCACUACUCUAAGAAGAAGCUCUGCUGGGUCCUAAUCAUGGGCGUCGCCUGGGAAUUCGCAUCCUUCUCCAUCCGUGCAGCUGGAACCCGGCAUCAACAAAUCACAGCCCUCGCCUUCGCCUCCCAGAUCCUCGUCUUACUAGCGCCGAUGUGGAUCAACGCAUUUGUCUACAUGGUUCUAGGCCGCAUGAUCUACUUCUUCACCCCAGAACAGCAAGUUUUCCACAUCAAGGGCAUCAAGAUAGCCAAGAUCUUCGUGUGGCUCGACGUCCUGUCGUUCCUCACGCAAGUUGGAGGUGGUGUCAUGAUCGAGCCUAGCAGUUCGUACAAGACGCAGAUGUUGGGCAUACAUAUCUACAUGGGUGGAAUUGGCUUUCAGGAGCUGUGUAUUCUGCUGUUCGCUGCUAUUGCUCUUCACUUCGCGAUCACCAUGCGCCAACAUGAACGCUCACGGGGCAUCACUUCGUCGACGCAAAUCCUUGACGAUAAGCCACACAAUUGGCGCACACUUCUAUACGUGCUGUUCGCAGCGCUGGUACUUAUUACCAUCCGUAUCAUCUUCCGCAUGGUGGAGUUUGCAUCCGGUCUUGAUGCUGACAAGAACCCGAUUCCGUACCAUGAGGCAUAUUUUAUGGCGUUGGAUGCACUCCCAAUGUUGAUCGCAGGGAUUUUGUUCAACGUAGUGCAUCCUGGCAGGGUGCUGAGGGGUGAAGGGAGUGAGUUUCCGAAGGGGCCGAGUAGGAAGGAGAAGAAAGAGGCCAAGAGAAUCAAGAAGGAGGCGAAGGUGAUUGCAAAGGAGGAGAAGAAAGCUGCCACGAGAGGCGAGAAGGAAGUAGGUAGGGAGCGAGUGGAGAUGGUUUCAUUGGUGUGA
Cadophora gregata is the source of this 1080-nucleotide messenger RNA. RefSeq lists its product as uncharacterized. NCBI's taxonomy places the organism in Eukaryota, Fungi, Ascomycota, Leotiomycetes, Helotiales, Ploettnerulaceae. The record is from RefSeq and is a predicted model, not a curated record. Gene Ontology annotation, cellular component: membrane. Bases 1 to 1080 code for a protein of 359 amino acids. The transcript has a single exon.